Messenger RNA from Helianthus annuus (common sunflower), 1062 nucleotides. RefSeq names its product glutathione S-transferase T2-like. The transcript has 2 exons. Bases 1 to 1062 code for a protein of 353 amino acids. The record is from RefSeq and is a predicted model, not a curated record. NCBI's taxonomy places the organism in Eukaryota, Viridiplantae, Streptophyta, Magnoliopsida, Asterales, Asteraceae.
AUGGAACCGAACCAAUUCGGUCGAUUUUCCGCAAACGUUUUUGCCGCUUUCCAAAACUCACCGAAUGUUUUUGCGAACAUGCAACAAACUCAAACCAUACAACACUUGAUGAUGCAUAAUCCUUUUAAUAUCCAACCCGUGCAACCCGAACAACCAUCGCAACCCAUUCGAACCGAACCCGACGAAGAUGUUGUUGAAGUUGUUCCCGAGACCCAACCGCAAAAAAACAAACGAAAAAAGGCAAGCAAGUUGCGGGUGAGCAAAGCCAACCGUCCAAACCGAACCGAAACAUAUGGACGUAACAAUCAAACGGGUGAGGGGUUUUGGAAAUCGGUUUUGGCGAAGUUUCUUGAGCUAAUGGAACAAGGGCCAUAUCGAGAUGUCGACUCGGUGUCUUCUAAGUGGCGAAAAAUGAGUGGGUUCGUCAACAAGUUUUCGGAAGAAUAUAAUAAAAUAUAUUCAAGUGGGCGUCGUAGUGGGAUGAGCGACGAGGAUGUGUUCAAAAAGGCAUUGGAUGUUUACAAGACGAACCAUCACACCACGUUCGCACACGUUCGGGCGUGGGAAGUUAUGCGAACGGCCCCAAAAUGGGCGCCGGUUCCGAAUGAGGUGGAGAUGGCAAAACGACAAAGAACAUCGGAGUCCGGUAGUUAUAGCGCUGGCGGAUCGGACGCCAGAUGUCACAUAAAUUUAAACGACGACGCCGAGUUCGAUGAAGAAGAGUACGCCGUAAAGGAAGCGGAACGUCCCCCGGGCCGGGACAAAUCAAAGAAGGAGGCGGCGUCAAAGAAAGAAAAGCAAAAGGUCGAUUUGAAGAUGGAGGAGUUUAUGACGCAAUUUAAAACAUACACCGAGGUCAAGGCCCAAAAGGCGAGGGCGAAGGAACAGGCGAUCGAAGAAAAGUCGCGCGUAGCGGGAGAAAAGUUACGAUUGUCCGAUGAUAAGGUUCGGCUCAAGGAGUGGGAAAUAUUAACGAUGGAUGUUGAUAGUUAUCCCGAACCGAAACGCUCGACUUUAAAAAAAUUACAAAAUGACAUCAUGAAGAAGCAUCAAAGUGGAUGA